Molecule: messenger RNA, 1911 nt
Organism: Hyposmocoma kahamanoa
Lineage: Eukaryota; Metazoa; Arthropoda; Insecta; Lepidoptera; Cosmopterigidae
Product: ATP-binding cassette sub-family A member 2-like
Exons: 12
Coding region: 1-1665 (554 amino acids)
Biological process (GO): transmembrane transport; lipid transport
Cellular component (GO): membrane; intracellular membrane-bounded organelle
Molecular function (GO): ATP binding; ABC-type transporter activity; lipid carrier activity
Source: RefSeq, a predicted model, not a curated record
AUGCGUUCCAACGUAGACUCAAUACGUAAAUCAGAACAAACUGCUUAUGAAAGCGUGAAAUGGACGAAAUUGAUCUCCGGCAUUAAAAAUCUUUAUGUGACAGUUCAGAGAGAUUAUCCGUAUUUGUUUGAAUACGGCAGCUACGGUAUGGAUGAGAAUCAAUUGAUGGAAGUGGACAAGCUUCUAAAUAAUGCUAAGAAAUUAUGGUUUGAUAGAAGAAAUAUAAGCCGGAGUAUACGGCUCGGGAUAAAUUUGAGCUUUAGAUUGCUGGAUUUGGUAGACCGCGAAAUCUGGAACGUGACAAACGAAGGCUGGCUGAAGAUGAAGUACAGUCUAUACGCUUUAAGAGGCCCUAUGGAGAUUUUCCACGACUUAACUGAAGUUGUCGCUGCAACAUUCCGAAAUGAGACCACCUCGUCAAACCUGCCACCUGUCAUCGUCUCGGCACUUGAGGUCAUCAUUCCCAGCCUACCGCAACUAAUUGUUGAUAUGGUGGAUAUCGUUAUUGCUGGCGAAACUCAGCUAGAACCAAUAAUCGAAUUGCUAAACGCCAAUCCGCCUUGGCCUUGCUCGACUAGUCUGUCGGAGCUGCUGCAGCUGUCAGAUUCCUCGGCAAAUGCAGUUCGAAGUCUGGAGACCCUUAUGUGCACUGGAGAAGAUAUGCAUGAGCAAUGGAAGGAGUACUUAGUGGAACGGAACGUUACUGUAUUCUGCACAGCACUGCUGGGACAGAACGGUGCGGGCAAAUCGACGACGUUCGCCAUGCUCACUGGCGAAACGCGACCGACUACUGGGCAAAUAUACCUCAACGAACAACCGGCCAACCAUUUACAACUCUGUAAAGGCCUUAUCAGUUAUUGUCCUCAAACUGACGCGAUAGACCCUCUGGCUACAGUACGGGAGACACUGCAGUUCUAUUGCAGACUGAGAGGAAUAACGGACAUGAACGAGGUAAUUCGUCGAACAUUGGAAAUGUUCGAGUUAAGUAAAUACGCGGACGUGCGAAACGGAACCUUAAGUGGCGGCAACAAGAGGAAAUUAUGCACAGCCAUUGCGUUCAUGGGCAGGACGCCUGUGGUGCUGCUCGACGAGCCCACGAGCGGCAUGGACCCCUGGUCGCGCGAGUGCGUGCGGCGCGGCGCGGGCGCGGCGGGGCGCGGGGGGCGCGCGCUGCUGCUGUCGACGCACGCGCUGGACGACGCGCGCCGCCUGGCCGCGCGCGUGGCGCUGCUGCGCGGCGCGCGGCUGGCGGCGCUGGCCGACCUCGACGCCUGCCUCGGCAGGUUCGGCGGCGGCUUUGUGGUGGCGUGCCGCUGCCGCAGCGCGACGCGCGACGCGUGGCGGCGCGUCAAGCAGAGGGCGCCGCACGCGCAGCUCAAGGUGCUGCACCACAGCGUCAUACACUUCCUGCUGCCCGUGCACGCCUCUGUGAACAAGAAAGAAGUGACGACAAAGCUGAGCGACGUGUUUCGGCUGAUGGCCGAGCUGCAGAGCACCUGCGACAUCGAAGAUUACACUGUCAACCAAAGCUCGCUUGACCAGAUGUUCCUAAGCUUCACGGAGAAAAGCGGGGAGGAAAUGGAGCUGGUGGACAUAGAGCCACUGCCUUCACCGACGCCCUUGCGUAGGGACAGCGCCGAACUAAGUGACAUUACCUCGCUAUGAUACAAGGACUUUACAUGUGUCAAACAUUGUUCAAUGGCCUAGAAUACUUACUCUAGAAUACGAAAGAAAUUUACACUUAAGGCAACGACGCUCAAACUAAUUAUUCCUAUUAGGCCAUGUCACGUUAUUCCCCUUAAUUUACAUUACCGUGGAAGGGAUAAUAAACUUUAUGGUAAUUGUGUAACGUAGAAAGUAAUAAAGGACCUAAAAACAGUGGAUCUACUGCUGUUCUGCGUCCCACAUCCG